Molecule: messenger RNA, 4546 nt
Organism: Saccoglossus kowalevskii
Lineage: Eukaryota; Metazoa; Hemichordata; Enteropneusta; Harrimaniidae
Source: RefSeq, a predicted model, not a curated record
CAAAGAUGGCGACGGUCGUAAGGGAUAAAGUUUGCUUGACUACAGUACUGCUUUAAAUCCAGAUGUAAAUGACACAAAUCGAUUGCCAAACAAAAAAUGAUUAUGGAACACUUCACUAAUAAUGCAGUCUCUGCGAAGGCGACUGGGAUUAGAUGGAACGAUUCGAAGAACGACACGGAACAAGUUGAGUACUACCAGUAUCAAAACCACCUGCCCCCAAAUCAACUUCACCCGCAUGUGUACCGGGAGGAUUCCAAAAUGAGCGACCCGUCUGCUGAAGUAGAAAUUAGGCUUCCCUCUACCAGGGAACGUGGCAUAAAUGGCAGGCCUGAAGGUAUACCAGAAAGCGUGUUUAUCACUCCGGUUGCUGGACACUUGUCAACUAAACCAUUGCGGACACCAACGACGGCGGGGAGAGCAUCUGUACGGUCGAGGGCCAGACCACGGAAAACCUUCGAGCCCACUCCUUUCUUGAGUAUUAAUAAUCUACCACCAGGCACCAAAGUAUUAGCUGAUGAAAAUAAUGAAAGAUCAAGCAGUAAAUCCAUUAAGAAGAAAAAGCAGAGCAAAAAGGAAGUGAAAUCACAGCAUCAGCAGCAGCAACAACAACAACAACAACAACAACAACCUGAGCCUGUUAUUUUUAUGAGUCGCAAUAACUUGGUCUCCAGAUCAGCUCCGUCAGCUCGUCAAUUUGAAUAUAUUGAAUCGCCAUCGUAUCUUGGUCGCAUGACUCCAUUGGAAUUCUAUAACCUUCAUAAAUCACCAAGUGCUUUAUCUGGACCACCAACAUUAUGGUCCUUAGGCAACAAGUUUUGGCCCAAACACCCGCCGUUCUUUACACCGGAACCCAAUCCGGUACCACCACUGGCUGCUGCUGAUCCAGCAAUAAAUAGACAUAUCAAUUCACAAGUUUUGCAGCCAUUCAAGCAGGGUCCCGUAAGAUCAAUGGAUGAAAUUAUACUGGAACGGGUGCCAGUGCCAAGUCAAGAGCUAAAGGAAUUGACUGCUGUAGGCAUAGUAGAAGUCAGCAGGGCCUUUGCCAGACAGAAAACACCACAUUCUGUCAAGAAAAAUGGACGUCUUCUCAAAGCCAGGUUAAAACCUUUACAUGAAUUUAAAAAGGACGGACCCACCAUCCAUCAAUGUAAGGGAGUAAUCGCACAAAAGAGAGACCACUCGCCAAGCCAAGCUCGUAUGCUGCAACGAAAAAAAGAACUCUUAUCCAAGUUGAAACUGAAAGAUAUGAAAUUUGAUCGUGCUAAGACGCAGGAGUCUAUCCACAGGACAAGUAUUGCAUCAGAACACGAUUUAUUAGAAAGACAACAAGAUUUCAUGCCUGAUGAAACCCAAGUCUGGGUGAACAGACUUGUGGAUGAGUACUCGCAGGAAGGCUUACCAUUGAAUGAGUUUGAUGAGGAAUUUAUUCAAAGACCCCCAAACAGUCUUGCAAGUGGUACAGAGAAGUCUUUGAGUCCUGAAAAGAUGGAUAAUGGUAGUCAAGGUAAUGCUAACAGGGAUGGAGAAAGUAACAAACAAGGUGUAAAUACAAAUGAUGAUGAAAUAGAAACUGAAGUAAAGACAGAAGAGGAAAGUAAGAGUGUGAAAGAAGAAACUGCAAAUCAUUGCCAUGGUAAUGAUAACGAAGAUGAAGUAGUGAUGGAGAGAGAGAAAAGUGGAUCUGUCAGAGGAGUUGUUGAAGAUGAUGAGAAAGAUAGAAUUGAUAUUCAGGUUGCAGAUAAGGUUACGAAAGAGAUGGAAAAUGAUGAAAUACCUGUUGAUGAAAUAAAAAAAGUUGAUGUCACUGAAAAUGAAAUUACAGAGGAGCCGCUGGAUGAUAAAUCCACAGGUGAUGAGAUUGAAACGGAGCUGAAAAAAGAAAAGGAAGCUGUGGAAAUGGAAGAUUCAGUGGUUUCUGGGAAUAUCACUGAGGAGAAUGUAGAAAGCAUCAGUCAAGAUCAAGAUGCUAAAGAACAUGCCCUGACGAUGGAUAAUGCAGGAGAUGACAGCAUUGAGGUUGCUAAGCAACUUCCCGUCUAUGAUGCUGGUGAUGCAGAAGGAACCAAAAGUUCUGUUGUGAUUGAAACAGAUGUGAAAGGUUUAAAUUCAGAAUCUGGGAGGAAAUCUGUAGAGAAAGUUGUGGAGCUACAUCAAAUUGAGGAAACCUUGGAAGAUGAAAAGGCAGUUGUAGAUUUGGAUGAGACUGCGGAAACCCCAUGUAGUAAAGAAUCUAUAGUCAUUGUUGUACCAAUAGACCAAACAGAUACUUCUGAUAUUUAUAAUGUUGGUAAUGCUGACGAUACAAGGACUGUCACACCUUGUAGUGUUGUCAUGGAAACAUCUAAAGGUGAUGUUGUGACAGAAAGUGAUGAAAAAGAUGAACUCAACAGUGUCGACGGAAAUAAUUCCAAGAUUAGGGAACAAAAUACAAAAACUCAAAAUGAUUUGGAGCAAUUAGAAAAUGUCCAUGGUAUUAAUGAGCUAUUAGCUGAUGAUGAGGAAGUGAAUGAAAGUACAGUGGAAAAAGAAUCUUUUCUCCAAGAUAAUACUCCAGAUGAACAAACUGUAUGUAAUGAUUCCAAAGAAUUGGAAACCAUGGUAAAAACAUCGGAGGAGACUACGGAGCAAAUGGUGGAUACUUCCAGUGUGGGUGUGAAUGAUAACCAAGAAGACAAUGCAAGUGAAACCAAAGUUUUGAAUUCUGUAAAGCUUGAAUUUAGUGAUGUGAUGGUGGAAACAGAAAAUGCUAACAAUUUAAACCAAAGUGAACAUUUUGAAAAGAAUGAAAGAAGUGAUGCAGUUGAUGUAGAAGAAAAAGAAGAAGAGGAGCAAAAAGACAGUGAUGAGAAAGAUGUGGAGAAUAGUAGUCAUGACGAUAAAAAAGAUGAUUCUGAUCAUACCGGUGGUGGUGGUGGUGGUGGUGGUGGUUCUGGUGGUUCUGGUGGUUCUGGUGCCACAGGUGGUGGUUCCCAUGGUGAUAGUUCCCAAGGUAAUGGUGAUGGAGAAAGUGGUGGGAAUAGUAAUGAUGGGGGUAGUGGUGGGGAUGAUGGAGAUGGGAAAGGAAAUAAAAAGGAUGGUAAAGAUGAGGAAAAAGACUCAGAAGAGAAAAAUGAUGAUGAUGAGAAUGACUCAUCUGAUAAACAUUCUGGUGCUAAAAAAAAUAGUGAUUCUGAUGAGUUCUGUGAUAUUUGUGGACUUGAUAGAUUCAUGUGUGUUUGCCCAAAAAGUAAACUCAAAACUAAAAUCCGUUCAUUUAGUUCACUAGGAAAGAAUACACACUAUGCAGAUGAAAAAACAAUAGCAACAAGACAAAAAGAUACAAUAGGAGCUAGUCAAAGAGAUAAAACAAAUAGCACCUCUAGUGAAAUAGACAGGUCCUUGAGAGAUCUAUGUAAAACUGAUAAACCUGAGAGUACUCACCAACUUAGUAUUCCAAGACAGAGACGUCGCCCGGCCAGUGCACAAGCACGAUCUCCGCUGCCUGUUGUAACAGGAUCAAAAAGUGCAUUUGCAUCUUCCAAAUCUCAACCACGCAGCCGACCACAGUCUGCCAAGCGUCACCAAGAGUACAAGAGUUUGUCGUACAGGACUGAUCCCAGCCCAACGCGAUCUGAUAUCUCUGAACAUUUCGAUUUCGAUUCGGAUCUCACACAGAUAGUUUCUGGGUACAAACAUUUGUUCAGUCGACCAGACACUGCGGCAUCGUUUUACAGCGACGAUGAUGUCUCUGAAGCCAGUGCACCGAGUUACAUUCCAGAAAAACAAAAAAAAUGGCUUGAGUCAGUCUUGAGUACAGCUGUUGUAGGUAGUGAUGGUCUACCAGAGGGAAAACUAUUUGUAAAACAUCUUGGGAGUGGAAAAACUUCAGACCAAUCAUUGCAGCGGGCCGAUGGUUUUACCUGUGACAGUGGACAUGUGAGUGAAGUCGUCUCUUUAGCUGGAGAAAGUGAUAAUGAACUUGAAAAGGAAGAGACUGCAGAACUUUGCCAAGAAUCACUAGUCCAUAAGGGGUCAAAGACAAAUAUUGAAGAAUUUCGAGACCAGCCUGAGAAUUUAUCUGUUGUUGCUACUACAAAGCCAUUGUCAAAAACAAAGUCAAAGCCACAGGUUUCUCUUCCAUCCUUUCCGCCUCUUAGUUUUCGUAUCAAUGCCCGACCUCCUGCUGGAAAACUGUACUACUUUGCAUAUGGUGCUGAUAUGAACCCAAACAGAAUGACUACCUACAUUGGGCGUGAAAUAGAUCAUAGACUAUGGGGUGUACUGUUUGGAUUUAAACUACGCUUUAAUAAGAAAGGAUCUGAUGUAGAGGCUGGUGGAUUUCCUAAUAUAGAAUACGACACGAACAGUUCGGUCGAAGGAUGUGUGUAUCUAUUGAACCAACAGGAACUGCACAGUUUGGAUACGUUCAUGGGAUACCCUGAGCACUAUUGUCAUGUUAUGCUACCAGUAUGGAUGAUGAAUUGCCAUCAACCGGAUGAACUUGGUGUUGCUCAGUACUGUAUACCUGCUGUUAUGUACAUUGCACAGGAUGUAUGGACACAGAAAG